UUUCUUCUCGCCACGCGCCACCCUUAAACCCUAGUAAAGCCCCACACACCUCCUCCUUCUCUAACCCAUACAAUCCCUCCAGGAAGCCUCACUCUUCUUCAGAAUUAUGGAGGUGGUGGUGGCCUCCUCCUCCGUCGAAUCCGACAUCGCCUGCUGGGACUUCAACACCGGCGCCGAGCUCCUCCGCUACAAGUCCUGCGCCUCUCCCAAUCACGGCCUCGUCUCCGUCGGCGACCGUUUCCUCGCAUCCUCUCAGCUCCGUCACACCAGUGACGGCGGCUCCGUCAAGUAUUGGGCCUGGUCCAAACCUCAGCCUGAUGCCAAGAGCUCGCAAGACGAACCGAUAAAACCGCUGGCUGCUAACAGAGAGGGCACCUACGUGGUUGGUGGAGGUGUCUCCGGGACUAUCUACUUGUGGGAGGUAACUAGCGGUAGGCUGCUUAGGAAGUGGGAUGCUCACUAUAGAGCUGUAAGUUGCUUGAGAUUUUCUGAUGACGGCACCAUACUGUUUUCGGGGUCUGAGGAUGGAGAAAUUAGAGCCUGGAACCUUGUAACGAUAUUCGAUGAUCAUCAAAGUCAACAUGAAAAGUAUGGACACUUGCUUAGUUUUACCGAGCACUCGCUUUCUGUAACGGAUAUGGUGUUAGGAUUUGGAUAUGAUCCCGUUAUUGUGUCGGCUUCAGAGGAUCGAACAUGCAAGAUUUGGAGCUUUUCAAGAGGAACAUUACUGAGAAAUAUUGUUUUUCCGACAAUAAUUGAUGCAAUUGCAAUGGAUCCUGGUGAAAAUCUCCUCUUUGCUGGUGGUAGAGAUGGAAAUAUAUACGUGGCUGCACUUAAUACUGCAAAGACAGCUAGCAGCAAAUAUGGGUUGCAUAUCAUCAAUUGCUUCUCAAACCACAGCAAGGCAGUUACUUGCUUGGCAUGGGGACUAUCUGGAAACUAUUUGAUUUCUGGAUCAGAGGAUGGCAUGGUUAGAGUAUGGGAUGCUAAAACUGCUAACAUUAUCCGCGUGCUCAAACACUCAAAAGGUCCAGUGAAUAAUAUUCUAGUUAUUAGACAACAAGUUUCUCAUACGAUCCCGAAUUCACAAGCCUCCUCCAGGCGGCACGGUUCCUCAUUACCACCUCCACUAGAAAAGCGUGCAUAUGAAGCAGAUAAAGAUGCAGGUUUUAAGGCAGUCAUCGGUCUCCAGGGUACUUGCAAUAAAUCCACAGAUGCAGUGUAUAUCACUUCUGACGUGAUGGAGUGUCAAAUCAGAGAGCUUCAGCAACAAGGUUCUGCUUCAGCUGAAAUGGAGAUUGAGAGACUGAAGCAUGAGAAUAAAAGAUGCCAACAAAUGAUUCAGCAGUGGAAGAAAAUGUAUGACAAUUUGCACCAAUUCUGUGUAAAUGAGCUUGUCGAUGGUGAUAAAGGAGGAGCCCCAAAUGGAAAUGCUCCCUAAUGUUGCUAAUCUGGACCAACCAGCUUGUGACAUGAAGGAUGAAAUCAGCAUCGGGUAUGAGACGUAUGUUCCUUUCUUGUUUUGUAGCUCUGUUCAUUUGAAUUAUCGGUUUCUAUAUGUAUCAUCUUUCAGUUCCGGAAAUAUUGACGUAGCUUUUUUGAUAUAUGAAAAUUCCAUGCUGUUGCACCCUCUUUAGUCUCUGCGAUGGGUGUAAAAUUUGCAGCCAUUAGGCGACUAGAAACAUUCAUCCAAUUUUGUUUCUAAUAAAGUAGUCUGAGGUUCACAUCCAAAACAAA
Fragaria vesca subsp. vesca is the source of this 1737-nucleotide messenger RNA. Its product is annotated as WD repeat-containing protein 18-like. Gene Ontology annotation, biological process: DNA-templated DNA replication; rRNA processing. The transcript has 9 exons. Gene Ontology annotation, molecular function: protein binding. The coding region runs from base 107 to 1441 and encodes 444 amino acids. The record is from RefSeq and is a predicted model, not a curated record. Gene Ontology annotation, cellular component: nuclear pre-replicative complex. Lineage: Eukaryota; Viridiplantae; Streptophyta; Magnoliopsida; Rosales; Rosaceae.